AUGGCGGCGGAGCUGCUGAACGAGCCCGCGACGCUGCGGAAGAUCAAUUUGAAGCUUGCGGAGAGGCUUGCGGCGCGCGUGGCGGACAACAAGCGGCUCGAGGAGCGGCUGAAGGCGGCCGAGGGCGCGAAGGAGUCGUUUGUGGACACCGCGGCGUGCAUCUCGAAGCUAUGGGCGGAGCUCGACGCCAACCUGCAAGCGGUGUGCAAGCGGGCGGGCGUGGAGCCCGCGCAGGCUCCGCCGAGCGACAAGGGCGCCAGCCCGGAGGAUAUCUUCCUCGAGAGGCUCCUGCGCGGCGGGUCGGCCGCGGACUCGGACGCAGCGAGGCCGCGGAAGCGCAAGCGCGUCAUUGAGGUGCCCACCAUCGACCCCACGGACCUCGAGGUCGCCCUGCGCGGCCGCAGCGGCGCCACGCUGGGCAUGCUCUCGGCAGUGGUGCAGCGCAUCGACGACGCGGCGCGCCAGCGGGCCGAGCACGCCGCGCAGCUCUCCGGCGACGAGGCGCUGCGGAGCGAGGUGGCGAGGCUGCAGGCGGAGCUGCAGCGGGCGACGGAGCGCGCGGCGGCGAGCGAGGCCGAGUGCGCGCGCGUGGAGUCGGUCGCGGCGCUCUUCUUCGAGCAGUUCCAGCGGCAGGAGGCCGAGUGCGGGGAGGCCCAGGCCGAGGUCGCCGCGAUGCAGGAGCGCGCCGACGCGGCGAUCCGCGACGCCGAGCGCCUCAAGCACGAGCUCAGCGCCCUGCGCGCCACGGCCACCGCCGUGGAGCCCCCCACCCCCGCCGACGCCGCCCCGCGCCCGCCCACGCCACCUCCGGCCACCCCGGCGCCCACCCCGGGCGCCCGCCCGGGCACACCCGGCGCGGACAGCGCCGCCGCGGCCGCCCCGACCGACGCAGAGGCGGCCGCGCAGCAGCGCGUCGCGGAGCUGGAGGGGGAGCUGCGGGAGCUGCGUGAGGCUCACGACCGGCGCGUCGCGGAGCUGCAGGGGGCGCUGCGCGCGAAGGAGGAGGAGGCGGAUCGGUUGGGGUUGGAGGCGGCGGCGGCGGUGGAGGCGCGGGCGGGCGAGGAGGGGUCGGCGGCGGCGGGGGGGGGGUUGCCGGGGGAGUUUGUUGCGUGGCUCGGGAAGGCGCGCGGGGCCGCGGGGGCGCUGCGGUUCGACGCGGAGCAGGUCGCGGCGCGCGCGGUGGCGCUGCGGCAGGCGUGGGCGUCGUGGGACGAGGAGCUCGAGCAUCGAGUCAGGGAGGGGUGUCGGGCGCUGGAGGGGGAGUUGAAGAAGGAGCAGGAGCGGGUGCUGGCGCGGCAGGCGGGGGGCGGGCGCGCGGGCGCCGCGGACGGCGGGCUCGCGGCUGCGGCGGCGACGGAGUUCCACAGGGGCGUAAUAGAGCGGCUGGGGGCGUGGGCGACGGCGCGCGGGGCGCGCGUGCACGCGGCGAUCGUCGGGGCGCGCGACGCGGCCGAGGCGCUGGCGGACCGCGAGGGGCGGUUGCGAGCGCUCACUGCGCGCCUCGAGACCGUCGAGGCCGAGCUGCACGCCGAGCGCGUCCGCACGGAGCACCUCACCAACCGCAUCGACGCCGCGCGCACCCUUGCGGACGUGGCGACCGCGAUGGCCGACGACGACCGCACCGCCGUGGAGCUCCGCGCGCGCGUCGCGGAGCUCGAGGGCCAGCUCGCGGGCGGUGGCGACGCCAAGUCGAAGUCGGCGGAGACCCCGCCCGACCUGACAGCGGUGCGCGCUGCCCUGACUCAGGCCGAGAGCGACCGGGAGGCGCUGCGCGCGCAGCUCGAGGCCGCGCGGGGCGGCAACAGGGAGCUCGCGGAGAGCCUCGAGACGGUCGAGAGCGAGGUGGAGGAGGUGGGGGGGGUGUACGAGGCGGCGCUGCGGGAGAAGGGGGAGUUGUUGCGGCGGGUGGGGGAGUUGGAGCGCCAGGCGCAGGCGGCCGAGGACGACCGCGCGGUGCUCCUGCGGCGCGCGGUCGCGGCCGAGCGGAAGACGCAGGAGGCCGAGGCCGCCCGCAGCCGCGCGCACUCCGAGUGGCUGGAGCGCACGCGCCAGCUCGACCGCCUCUCGGCGCUCGCCGACCAGCUCGCCGCCGCCGCCGCCACCGCCGACGACUACGUCGCCCGCCAGCAGCGCGCCGUCGCCGCAGAGGCCGACCGCGCGCGCGACGCCGUCGCGCUAGAAGCUGCACAGCGCCGCGCCACAGAGGCCGAGGUGCGCGCCGCGCGCGCGGGCGACGACGCGGAAACGCUGCGGCGGCGCGCGCGGCGGCUCCAGGAGCGGCUCCGGCAGGCGCAGUCGGUGUCCGGGGGGGCGUUGGGGGACUCUGCGACCAAGGAGCUGGAAGUCCUCCGGGACGUGUGCUACUGCUCGCUGUGCAAGGUCAACGUGCGGGACCAGGCGCUCGCGCGGUGCGGGCACACGUUCUGCACGGACUGCAUUCAGAAACGGAUAAGGCUCCGCGACCGGAAAUGCCCGUCGUGCGGCAUCGGGUUCGCGGUGGAGGACGCCAAGCGCAUCUACUUGGGGCUCGAGGGGGAGUGA
Messenger RNA from Pedinophyceae sp. YPF-701, 2541 nucleotides. The record is from the annotation of a GenBank genome assembly. NCBI's taxonomy places the organism in Eukaryota, Viridiplantae, Chlorophyta, Pedinophyceae.